This is a messenger RNA of Nomia melanderi (Alkali bee), 2221 nucleotides long. RefSeq names its product pyruvate dehydrogenase E1 component subunit beta, mitochondrial. The record is from RefSeq and is a predicted model, not a curated record. Lineage: Eukaryota; Metazoa; Arthropoda; Insecta; Hymenoptera; Halictidae. Gene Ontology annotation, biological process: pyruvate decarboxylation to acetyl-CoA. Gene Ontology annotation, molecular function: pyruvate dehydrogenase (acetyl-transferring) activity. Gene Ontology annotation, cellular component: pyruvate dehydrogenase complex.
UACCUGGUGGCACCAAAGUGUGACCAAAUCGGAAGGCUGCAGCUUGGAAGAAUUGAUCAAUUUGUGGAUCAAUAGUUGGAUUGUAACCUUUUAAAAUUUAUUAAAAUUACACAAAACCAAAAUAAAGGUCAUUUUACUUAGAAAAACUAUAAAAAUAUAAUUUUAUUAACAAAUUACCAGUAUACUUAGGAAGUUUUUUUCCCAACCAUUCGGGUAACCAUUCGUUUGUAACAAUGUGUUGCUGUGUUGCUAUUACCCAUUUACGUGCUUCGUUGUAAAUUUUUUCUCCAGACCAGUUAGGUUGUUUGUGCCUUAUAUAAUUUGCUAUAUGAUUGUGCCAUCUAAACCAAAUUAUACCAAGUGAAAGAAGGAAUGGAUUUUCAUUACCUCUUGGAUUUCCUAAUUCUAUAACAUAUAAAUGCAUCAUAUUGAUUUUAAUAAUUAUAUCUAAUCUUGUAAAAUGAAUUGUUUACAUCCCUUGAAAAAUGCGAUAUUAUCAAAUAUAUUGUGUAUUUUUCAAAGAAACCAAUACAGAUUUAUAAAAAAAAUGAGUGUAAGAGAUGCAUUAAACGCAGCUCUUGACGAAGAAUUAGAGAGAGAUGAAAAAGUAUUUAUUUUGGGAGAAGAAGUGGCACAAUAUGAUGGUGCUUAUAAAAUAACAAAAGGUCUAUGGAAGAAAUAUGGAGAUAAAAGAUUAAUCGAUACACCUAUCACAGAAAGUGGAUUUUGUGGUAUUGCUAUUGGAGCAGCACUUGCUGGUUUAAGACCGAUAUGUGAAUUUAUGACAUUCAAUUUUUCAUUACAAGCUAUAGACCGUAUUAUAAAUGGAGCAGCUAAAAACUUAUAUAUGAGUGCGGGAAAAUUUAAUGUGCCUAUUGUAUUUCGUGGGCCAAAUGGUAAUGCUAAAGGUUUAGCGGCACAACAUUCUCAAUGUUUUGGGGCAUGGUACAUGAGUUGUCCUGGUUUGAAAGUUAUGUCACCUACAACUUCUGAAGAUUAUAGAGGAUGUUUGAAAACUGCUGUUCGAGAUCCUGAUCCAGUUGUAUUUUUAGAAAGUGAAGUACUUUAUAACACUACAUUUCCUGUAUCGGAUGAAGCUAUGGACAAAGACUUUGUAAUACCGAUUGGUAAAGCUAAAAUUGAGAAACUGGGUAAACAUAUUACAUUAACUUCACAUGGUCAGGGUACACUUUAUACACUACGAGCAGCUGAAAUUCUAGCAAAAGAGGGAAUAGAAGCAGAAGUUAUUAAUUUACGUUCUCUGAGACCACUAGAUUGGGAAACAAUAUUCAAAUCAGUUUCAAAAACGCAUAGACUAAUGACAGUUGAGCUGGGAUGGCCUACAUGUGGAGUAGGUUCUGAGAUAGUGGCUACUGUUAUGGAAAAUCCAGUAUUUUUUCAACUUGAUGCGCCAGCCAUUCGCUGUACAGGUAUCGAUGUACCUAUGCCGUAUGCAGAAAAUAUUGAAUAUGAAUGUAUACCCAAAGACCAUCAUAUUGCAGAGUUUGCUAAGAAAAUUUGUGGUAUAAGUAUAUAAAUGUUAUAAUAUUUUAAAAAUAAAUUUCCACUUACUAAAAAAUCGUUCAACUUCUUCUGUAUAAUGUUGCAUAAUAUAUUCAUGAUGGUGAAUCGGAGGUGGUGGAUUGAACAUAGGCAACUUAUCAGUAUUAUAUUCGGGAUAUAAAUUCUCAUGAGAAGCUGCUAAUAAUCCAUUAGGAUCAAAAGUGCCAUUUGUGUAGGUUCUUAGAACGUUAGACCAUGCUUUUGAAGUACCAUAAAUGAGUCCUCCAUCCAAAAAGGGGGUUAUUUCAUUUAACUGCAAUGUUUAUAUGUUAUUUUAAAAUUAUGUAUAUAUUUCGUUUAAUAUUAAGACAAAUGUUGCAUAUUAAAUUGAAUUUCAAAACCUGUUGACGCGGAUUAUUAGGGUUGUGUCCAGUUCUCUUAUCGUAACGUGUACGUAAUACUGGCAUUUCAGAAUGUCCAAGUUUUGUUCUAUAAUGAUGAUUAUUUGGAAUUUUAAUAUUAAAGUAUUCUGGUGGACAUGCGGGUCUUUGUGCAUCCAAAAUUUCUUCCACAAUAUGUUGUCCUGUUGAUGUUAUAAUAUUGAUUUAUAGUAACAAUUACUUAUAGUUAAGAUAAUAAACAGUUUAAUUAAAAUUUCAUUUACUCUUAAUGAUUUAAUAUUUCACAACAUACCAAAAAAUACAAGUAAUACAUUUUU